Monodelphis domestica (gray short-tailed opossum) is the source of this 4553-nucleotide messenger RNA. RefSeq names its product nectin cell adhesion molecule 3 (gene NECTIN3). NCBI's taxonomy places the organism in Eukaryota, Metazoa, Chordata, Mammalia, Didelphimorphia, Didelphidae. Gene Ontology annotation, biological process: homophilic cell-cell adhesion; symbiont entry into host cell; heterophilic cell-cell adhesion. The record is from RefSeq and is a predicted model, not a curated record. Gene Ontology annotation, cellular component: apical junction complex; adherens junction.
GGCCGUGGCGGCGGCGGCGGCGGGCGGGCGGCUCCAGCCUCAGCCUCAGCAGCGGCGUCGUCGACUACGGAGUCGAGGCAGCGGCAAGCGCGCUCGGCUCAGUGUCACCCGGCGGCGACGGCGGCGGCGGCGGCGGCCCGACCGGAGCGAGUUGGAGGCGCGCGCGGCAGAGCUGCCGCUGCCGCGGCCGCCGCUGCCCGGAGCCUGAGGCACCGGGGCCAGUAGAAGCGGGCAGGGGGGGCAGGCGGGCCGGGCACCGGGGGGAGGGUUGGGGGGGAUGGCGCGGACCCCGGGGCCGGCACCGCCGUAUCCCGGAGGCGGUAAAGCACAACUUUCCUCCGCUUCUCCCCCCGGAGCCCAGCUCCUCCUGCUGCCGCCGCCGCUGCUGCUGUUGCUGCUCUUCCCGCUGUUCUUCUUUUCCCAGUUCUGCGGUACCUUAGCUGGACCAAUUAUUGUGGAACCAUAUAUCACAGCAGUGUGGGGGAAGAAUGUUUCAUUAAGGUGUAUAAUUGAAGUAAAUGAAACAAUAACACAAGUUUCAUGGGAGAAGAUUCAAGGCAAAAGUUCACAAACUGUUGCAGUUCAUCAUCCUCAAUAUGGGUUCUCUGUUCAGGAGGCCUAUCAAGGGAGAGUCUUAUUUAAAAAUCAUUCACUUAAUGAUGCAACAAUUGUUCUCCACAAUAUAGACUUCUCUGAUUCAGGAGAAUAUAUAUGCAAAGCUGUUACAUUCCCAUUAGGAAAUGCACAGUCAUCUACAACUGUAACUGUACUAGUUGAACCCACUGUGAGCUUAAAAAAGGGACCAUACCCUUUAAUUGAUGGUGGAAAUGAAACAGUAGCAGCCAUUUGUACAGCAGCCACUGGAAAACCAGUUGCACAGAUUGACUGGGAAGGUGAUCUUGGUGAAAUGGAAUCCACUGUAACUUCUUUUCCAAAUGAGACAAUGACAAUUGUAAGCCAGUACAAGCUUAUUCCAACCAAAUUUGCUCGAGGAAGACGUAUAACUUGUGUUGUGAGGCAUCCUGCUUUGGAAAAGGAAAUUCGAUACUCUUUUAUGUUGGAUAUAUUGUAUGCCCCUGAAGUUUCAGUCACAGGGUAUGAUGGGAAUUGGUUUGUUGGAAGGAUGAAUGUUAAUCUCAGGUGUAAUGCUGAUGCAAAUCCACCACCUUCACAAUCUAAAUGGAGCAGAUUGGAUGGGCAGUGGCCUGAAGGUUUAGAAACUUUGGAGAAUACUCUGUAUUUUCUCAAUCCACUGACUUACAAUUACUCCGGUGUUUAUAUCUGUAAGGUUACAAAUUCCCUUGGCCAACGAAGUGCCCAAAAGAUCAUCUACAUAUUAGAUCCUCCUACUACUACCACCCAACCACCUACAAUUCAGUGGCGUUUCUCAACAGUUGAAUUCGAAGAUAUAAAUGCACCACCUAAAAAAUUGCCUUUCCCAUUAUCAACUUUGACAACAAUUAAGGAUGGCGCAAUUGGCACCGUCAUCGGUGGUGCGGUGGGUGGGGUUCUCUUCCUGAUACUUGUAAGUGUUUUGGUUGGAAUAUUCUUCUAUAGGAGAAGACGGACGUUCCGUGGUGACUACUUUGCUAAGAACUAUAUCCCACCAUCAGACAUGCAAAAAGAAUCACAGAUUGAUGUUCUUCAUCAAGAUGAGCUUGAUUCUUACCCUGACAGUGUAAAAAAAGAAAGUAAACAUCCAGUUAACAAUAUAAUAUCUAAAGACUAUUUAGAAGAACCUGAAAAAUCUCAGUGGAACAAUGUAGACAAUCUUACCAGGUUUGAAAGACCAAUGGAUUAUUAUGAAGAUAUUAAAAUGGGAAUGAAGUUCGUUGGUGAUGAAAGUUAUGACGACAACGAAGAUGACUUAGUUUCACAUGUAGAUGGUUCAGUAAUUUCCAGGAGGGAGUGGUAUGUUUAGCAACCACUAAAUGAAAGUGACUCUGUACAAUGUUUCAUUCAUUUUAGUUGAUCAUUUUCAGAUUGUUCAUACUUUUUUCUUGAAGGAAGAAUAAGAUUUUUGAAGUUGAUUUUCAAGCUUACUUUUUAUAUUCUAACUUGAUAAAUGGAAAUGUAAAAACUAGGUUAAAUGUAUCUGAGCUGCUUUAUAUUUUUUUUCAAUGCUGUACUACUGUCUCAAGAUUUGAAUUUUAAUGCAGAGUACUUUAUUGGUCUGUGGCACAGGUAAGAAGAAAAAUGUUAACUUAAAGUGAAAUGUAUAAUUUGUUUUGGUACAAAAAUUAAAAAAAAGCAACUACUUUGGCAUUGUGUUUUAAAUGUUUGCUUAAGACUGUUAAACUCUGAAUCUCAAAAGUUUUUACAUCAAAUGACAUUACAUCAAAAUUGACUCAGAUUUUUUCAUUAAUUUUUUCAUGUAUUCGAAAACAUACAAUCUGAUGAACCAUUUUCCCUUUUUAAAAAUUAUUUUCUAAGGUCAACAGAAAAGUAAUGAAUACCUCUUCAUUUUUAAUGAGCCUUGCCAUAUUGACUAUAGAGUCAGGUAUACUUUUAAAGAUGCUUUUCACUGAAACUAUGAGUUGACUAAAUGAAUGGGGCUUAGUUAACUAAGUAAAAUAGAUUUUGUGUAAUAUCAUUACCUUUCAUAGUUUGGUUCUUUAAAUAUAUAUAUAUGUGUAUAUCCAUAUAUAUACACAUAUAUAUAUAUAUACGCAAUCUAAACAGAAUAUAAAUCUUCAAGUAAUUUUGCAUAUACUUCUGUUUAUGAAGAAGGGAAAAAAUGAUGCCAUAGUGACAUUAACAUUUGUUGUGGUACACUAAAAUGCCAAAUCUAUCUAUCUUUUGCUUCUUAGUGAUUUUGUACUAGAGGUCUAAUCCAUGAUAGACUCAUUUCUAGUGCAAAGGGAAUUAUGAGGUAUAGACAAGGUUCUGGUGAUAAUAUGCAAAUGAGAAAAAUAUAUUCUGAGUUAAAAGAUUUUAUAAGUCUUUCAAUAUUUUAUAGGCUUAUUUGUUUUCAGUCAUUCAAGGUUGGCUUUAGUGAGAGGUGAAAGUAAAGUCCUGAGAUUUAAGGAUCCAAAAGUUGCAAUAUUUGUUAACUGUUUGCCAGAAUAUUUUUCUAAAAUUUUUUUCCCCUGUAUGCUCUUAGAUGACUGUUUGGAAAAUGUUGAGUUUUUAAUUUAAAGUCAGCAUAUAUAUAUAUAUAUAUAUAUAACAAAUAUUUCCUUUUUUGAAAUAUAUUCUUUGAGAAGAUUUCAUCUAAAAUCUCCAAAUGUUAAUUUUCUUCAUGAAAUAAUUAAAAUUUAAAUAUUUCUACAGUGAAGGCCUGGAACUAUCACACAAUGAUUUAUAUAUCAUACAAUCCAAAGAACUUUCCAUUUUGUGGUUUAUUUACUGAGAAGGUAAUAUCUGGGAUUUUCUUUGCUUAUUUUGGUUAUUGUUUUUUUUUUCUGUGACACUUAAGGGAAAAUUGAGUUAUUUAAGCCAAUAGGUAAUCUUGUGAUUGGAAAAGCAAAAUAAAGGUAUUUAUUGAGGUUGUUUGCUUUGAAUAAAACUUAAAACAUAUAGAAUAAAAAGUUAAGUUUUGUGGAACAGAUUCAUUUGAAAAAAUUUGAUAAUAACCUAAAAACAAGAUUGUGAAUAUAUAUGGAAUAGUUACUGUGACUAUUACCUUAACUUUUGUGUGGGUGUGUGUGUGUGUGUGUAAAAUGAAAAGGAAUAUUUCCCUUCUAACAAAAUAUUGCAAGUAUAUACAAGAGUUUAUUAAUACCUGUCAUUGAAAAGAUUCUCUUAGAAAGUUAAGCACUGGCUAAUAAGCAUAAUGAAAUAUAUCCAAGUCACUAGAAAAUAUUAAUUUGGAUCAUUAUUAAAGUUAACCCAAUUUUGCAGAUAUGUGUUUCUCUUAAGUAGCAAAAGCACCUCAAAAUGACUUACAGUAUUUAGAGCUUUACCACAAAUACAGUAUCUGUAUUUUUAAAACAGACACUACACUGUGAUUGAUGUAAAUCUUUUGAAGGGAAAAUUUGUGGCUCCAUAUUUAAACUGUUUUUGUUGGUGUUUUGACCACAAAAAGAUUAUAGAUCUGAACUCUUUUUAUUAGUUAAGAGAUACAUUUUUGGCUUCUUAUUUGACCAAAGUUUUUUUAUUCAAACAAUCACAAGGAGAUACUGUAUAUAAUUCUCAACUUUGGGAGUAACUCUAAGCAAAUGUGUAAUGUAUUUCUAAAACUAUAUUUCAGAUGUACAAAGAUUAAAAUUUACUAUAUUAUCUUUGAAAGAUAGCUUGUUGUCUUAGAAAACAUGAAUUACUUAUUGUGAACUCACUUUUUUCAUGUGGGAUAUUUUGCGCCUUCUAUAAAUUUAAAGGUUUUUGUAAUAUUCAGACCUUUGAGUAUUUACUAUACUCAGUGUAUCCUUUACCAAUUUAAAUAAUUUGGUAAACUUUACAAAGUCUCAGAGCUUAACUUCAGACUGGUGAUACUAGUGUUAACUUUCAAAACCAUGGCAAUGUUGUUUAUUACAUUAUGUAUGUUUGUUGUAAAUAGAGAUCUGAUUGUAAACAUGAAUAGUUGUGUGAAAUAAACAUUUUUGUUAAAUUAA